Besnoitia besnoiti is the source of this 1610-nucleotide messenger RNA. RefSeq lists its product as uncharacterized. The coding region runs from base 561 to 1610 and encodes 349 amino acids. The transcript has a single exon. Gene Ontology annotation, cellular component: membrane. The record is from RefSeq and is a predicted model, not a curated record. Gene Ontology annotation, molecular function: heme binding; cytochrome-c oxidase activity. Gene Ontology annotation, biological process: mitochondrial electron transport, cytochrome c to oxygen; electron transport coupled proton transport. Lineage: Eukaryota; Apicomplexa; Conoidasida; Eucoccidiorida; Sarcocystidae.
UGCUUGUACGGAGGAUAUGGUAACUUCUUUGUACCAAUAUAUAUUGGUGGUUCGGAAGUCGUUUUCCCAAGAACUAACGCGAUCUCCUAUUUUCUAGUACCAUUAGGUUCUGUGUUGUUAACUCAAAGUAUUUGUUCCGAGUUUGGUAGUGGUCUUGGUUGGACAAUGUAUCCUCCACUAAGUACUAGCUUGAUGGUGUUAAAUCCAGAGGCAACUGAUUGGAUUAUCGGAGGUCUUGCAGUACUAGGAAUUAGUAGUAUUUUAAGUUCUAUUAACUUCCUUGGUACUUGCGUCUUCAUGGGUUCUAAUGCUGGUGCUAAGAACUAUAUUCUAUAUAUCUGGGCUAUCAUAUUUACUGCCCUUAUGUUAGUCUUCACUCUACCUAUUCUUACUGGUGGAUUAGUUAUGAUCCUUCUUGAUCUACACGUAAACACUGAAUUUUAUGAUUCUAUGUAUUCUGGUGAUAGUGUACUUUAUCAACAUCUAUUCUGGUUCUUCGGACAUCCAGAGGUAUACAUUCUAAUUUUACCUGCUUUUGUGUAGUCUCGCAGACAUUAUCUAUGUAUGCUGCUAGAUCUGUCUUCGGUGGACAAUCUAUGAUCUUAGCUAUGGGUUGUAUUUCUAUUCUAGGUUCCUUAGUAUGGGCACAUCAUAUGAUGACAGUCGGUCUAGAGGUAGAUACCAGAGCUUAUUUCUCUGCUAUGACUAUUAUGAUUGCAAUUCCUACCGGUACUAAGAUUUUCAACUGGUUAGGUACCUAUAUGGCUAGCCAUACAACUACAAGAACUGUAGAUCUAUGGGCUGCUCUUAGUUUUAUCCUAUUGUUUACUCUAGGUGGUACUACAGGUGUAGUUAUGGGUAACGCUGGUAUGGAUAUUGCCCUACAUGAUACAUACUAUAUUGUAGCUCAUUUCCAUUUCGUAUUAUCUCUUGGUGCAGUACUAGCUACUAUAUGUGGCUUUAUCUUCUAUAGCAGAGAUAUGUUCGGAGAUACUGUAAAUCUAUUCCAUGUAAAUACCGGUGCUUCUCCAUAUUUAAGCAUCUGGUUUGUAGUCUUCUUAGGUAGUAUCUUAUUAAUUUUCAUCCCUAUGCAUAUACUUGGUUUCAACGUUAUGCCAAGAAGGAUACCAGAUUACCCUGAUUAUCUUUGUUAUAUUAAUACAUGGUGUUCAAUUGGUUCUAUAUCCACAAUAGUUAUCAUCUUAACUAUGCUCUGCAUUAAGUAUAGUGGUAUCCAGCGUAUAUUUGAAAAACCAACAUUUGUAUACAAGCUGUACGAAUAUCAUGACAUUCACUUGGUAGUCGCCUUCUUAAUGUUAGUCUGUACGGAAUACUUAGGACUAUCUCUUUAUAUUAAUGAUAAUGCAUUUGGUAAUGGACUUUUCAUCUUAACUGGUAUACAUUUUAGCCAUGUUAUUGUUGGAGCUAUCCUUGUAUUCUUCACUCAAAGUAUCUAUAGUUCUUUAGUUACUUACAUGCCUACAAGCUCUAUAAUGCUAAGCAAAUCUAAAGGUAUGUUAUGCAAGAUCUUUACAGAACCAUUCACUAUUUUAUAUCUACACUUUGUAGAAACCAUGUGGAUAUUAAUCCACAUUACAUUCUAUCUCUAA